UUUUGCUUUCUUCUCCGGACUCGCUGAAACUUUCGCUAGAGAGAGAAAGUAGAGAGAGAAAGAGAGAGAGGGAGAGAGAUUUUGUUCUCAGAUUUGUUAUACGAGACAACGAGGUCGUUUUGGAUCGACGAUGGACUGCAAUGAAGGAGGAGGAGGAGGGUCAACGAAAACGGAGGAGCGGAGAGAAGCUCUGGUGUAUAUGUGGGGAUAUCUUCCCGGAGUAUCGCCGGAGAAGUCUCCGAUAGUGUCUCUGUCGCCGGUGCGGUUUCCUAAUCGGAUGGAGGGUGGAUAUUCGUGGAAGGACGUCUGCGGCGGCGGUUGCGGAUUCGCCAUGGCCAUCUCAGAGUGUGGGAAGCUGAUGACGUGGGGGUCGACGGAAGAUGAGGGGCAGAGCUACGUCGUUUCUGGGAAGCACGGGGGGACUCCGGAGGCAUAUCCUCUCCCAACUGAGGCUUCGAUACUCAAGGCUUCUGCUGGUUGGGCUCAUUGCGUUGCUGUUACGGAGACUGGUGAAGUAUACACUUGGGGUUGGAAAGAGUGUGUUCCCUCUGGGAAUCUUAUCGGUGACCUGGGUAUGGUGGAACGUCUCCAAAAGGAUACUACAGGGAAUCAAAGUUCAUUACCAGCUGAAAAAGUAAACUCAAUGCCUCAAGGCUUCAAUUUGACAAGUGGGACAGUAUCUCAUCUUGACAGCAAAAGGGCCAGAGAGGAAAUUGCAAAGCAAAGGAAAAUUUCAUCAGCUAAAGUCGAAUCUGAAAGCUCAACAGGUUGUGAAGAAUUCUUCAAUCCAUCCCCUUGUCUUGUAACUCUGGGUCCUGGAGUGAGAAUCACCACUGUUGCAGCUGGUGGGCGCCAUACUUUAGCAUUAUCAGUUUCAGAUAUGGGACAGGUGUGGGGUUGGGGCUAUGGAGGCGAAGGACAGCUAGGUUUGGGUACCAGGGUAAAAAUGGUUUCUUCUCCUCAUGUCAUCCCCUGUAUUGAGCCAUCUGCGUCUGGGAAGGAUAGGUCUUCUGUGAUAUCUCAAGGUUCAAAAGUUCCUGGAAGUUAUGUGAAGGAGAUUGCUUGUGGAGGCAGGCACAGUGCAGUAAUAACAGAUGCUGGAGCACUGCUUACUUUUGGCUGGGGGCUUUACGGACAGUGUGGGCAAGGGAAUACAAUAGAUCAGCUAAGACCAAGUUAUGUGAAAUCAUUAUCCGAAACUAAAGUGAAAAAUAUUGCUGCCGGACUAUGGCAUACACUGUGUGUAUCUGUUGACGGGCGUGUAUAUGCAUUUGGAGGGAAUCAGUUUGGACAGCUGGGAACAGGUGCCGACGAGGGUGAGCUUCAGACUCUACCUAAGAUAUUGGAUUCUCCGGGUUUGGGAAGCAAGCAUGCAAAAGUAGCCUCCUGCGGCGCUCGACAUAGUGUCAUUCUAACGGAAGACGGCCAGUUAUUUAGUUGGGGGUGGAACAAGUAUGGCCAACUUGGCCUGGGCGAUUCCGUGGAUAGGAACAUUCCUUCUCAAGUUUCAAUAGAAGGCUGCUUAACGAAAAAUAUUGCAUGUGGCUGGUGGCACACGCUACUUCUAGCCGAAAGACCCAUUUGAGUUUGGGUUCGAUCGAUGAUGACAAUAUAAAAGGAAUGACUUGUUAGAAUAUGACAUCUUCAACUAGUCUGUGUUCUUGGAUGCAUACUUAGGCUUGUAUCAUGGUGUACAUUAUUUCAUUGCGCACAUUCGCGGAGCCGUUUAGGCAUGUAUUCCAUUCUUUCCAGUUUUUAGAAGCUAAUUUUUAUUUCAAAUUGCAGAGAAAUCUUAAGUUUGUACACAAACAGUUAAAGUAGUUGUACUGAUAAUUUAGUCUUGCUCUGAUGA
Pyrus x bretschneideri (Chinese white pear) is the source of this 1852-nucleotide messenger RNA. Its product is annotated as ultraviolet-B receptor UVR8-like. NCBI's taxonomy places the organism in Eukaryota, Viridiplantae, Streptophyta, Magnoliopsida, Rosales, Rosaceae. The transcript is spliced from 11 exons. The coding region runs from base 131 to 1585 and encodes 484 amino acids. The record is from RefSeq and is a predicted model, not a curated record.